GAUGCUGGUCUUUUUUUUUUUUUUUUUUUUUGCUGCUGGAGCCCCCAUACAAGGGGACCGUUUCGGGAUUUCUUUUUUUUUCCCCCUUCCCGAUCCAGGCUAUAGAGAGCGGGAGGACGGUGAAAGCCGGACCGGACGUUUGGUCACCCGGAAGAAGAGAUAACUGGAAAUACCUAAUCAUGCAAUGGCUUUUGAAGACAUACCAAAAAAGAACUGGUAUAGCAUCUUGGAUGCAGAACCCUCUGAUAAUUUAAAAGAAUUGAAAAGAAAAUAUCAAAGACUAAUAUUGCUGUAUCAUCCAGACAAACAGAGCACAGAUGUGCCAGCAGGAGAAGCAGAGGCACGCAUGCAGAGGUUCAUCGAAAUUGAUCGAGCAUGGAAAAUUCUAGGAAAUGAAGAGAAAAAAAAAGAGUAUGACCUGCAGCGGCGUGAAUAUGAGUUAGAACAAGGAUGUCCAGUGGAUACUCAGGUUUCACUUGAAGAUAUGACCUGGAAUCACAGUGAUCACUGUUAUUCUUUCACGUGCCGAUGUGGUGGAAAAUACAUUGUUUCCAAAAAUGAAGUUGAAGAUGUUUCAUUAGUAAACUGUGAUACAUGUUCAUUAGUUAUAGAAAUUAUUUGAUGUGCCAUCCAGGAAAUACAUCAAUACGGCUGGUACUGUAAAUAGCUGAAAUAGUAAAGAAUAGCUCAAUCUGAAAUUGUUUAAUUCUUGCAUUCCAAAUGGUUGAAUGUGUAUGAAAAUUCUCAGAAGAAAAGGUAUGUGAUGAUAAUUUUUAGGCUCUCUGUUUCAUUAAAAUUAAACUACAAAUAA
Ahaetulla prasina is the source of this 811-nucleotide messenger RNA. RefSeq names its product DnaJ heat shock protein family (Hsp40) member C24 (gene DNAJC24). Gene Ontology annotation, biological process: positive regulation of ATP-dependent activity. NCBI's taxonomy places the organism in Eukaryota, Metazoa, Chordata, Lepidosauria, Squamata, Colubridae. The transcript is spliced from 5 exons. The record is from RefSeq and is a predicted model, not a curated record. The coding region runs from base 185 to 622 and encodes 145 amino acids. Gene Ontology annotation, molecular function: ATPase activator activity; ferrous iron binding.